Messenger RNA from Vespa mandarinia (Asian giant hornet), 3940 nucleotides. It is a transcript of the gene dsh, whose product is annotated as Segment polarity protein dishevelled. Lineage: Eukaryota; Metazoa; Arthropoda; Insecta; Hymenoptera; Vespidae. Gene Ontology annotation, molecular function: frizzled binding. The record is from RefSeq and is a predicted model, not a curated record. Gene Ontology annotation, biological process: intracellular signal transduction; canonical Wnt signaling pathway. Gene Ontology annotation, cellular component: cytosol.
CAAUGGAAGGUCCGGUUUAGCGAUUACGUCUCGGAAGGAGUGUUGACAUUUAUUUGAACGGUACGGGAGAAUAUGAAUAGGCGAAAAGGAAGAAUUUUUGGAAUAAUAACGAAUAGACUUUUGUGACUCAUUUUUAUAUUGGAAUGUAUUAAUCAAUGGUGCUUGGUGUCUGUUCCAUGACUACAUGCUAUUAAAAAACUUUGUGCGCGUGAGGGCUUUGGCUCGAACUGCAACGCGCCAUAUUGGUUUGAGACAAUUGCUCAAGUUAGUGGGGGCCUGACUGAUACAACUUUUCUAUCAAACCAACGUAGAAUUAUUUAUUUCACGAUCAUGGAGGAAACCAAAAUUAUAUACCAUAUUGACGACGAAGAAACACCUUAUUUGGUGAAGCUGACUAUAUCACCGGAGAGGGUGACUUUGGCAGAUUUUAAAAAUGUCCUCAACCGACCGAAUUACAAGUAUUUCUUCAAAUCAAUGGACGAUGACUUCGGAGUUGUGAAAGAAGAGAUUGUAGAUGACGAUGCGCAUCUUCCAUGCUUCAAUGGACGAGUAGUCUCAUGGUUGGUGUCUGCCGAAGGCAGUAAUGUAUCGGAUGGUGUUUCACAUUGUACCGAUUCUGUAGCGCAUAGUGAUGUAAAGCAUGAUCGUGUUGAUCAUGUAACACCAGGACAUACGAAUCGUGGUCCACCGCCGCUUUCGCAUGAUGAUACAUUAACAGAAACUGAAAGUAUUAUAAGUAGCCGACAAGGACAUCAUUUACAUAAAAGUUCAAGACAUCAUACAGACAAAUAUGAGAAAUAUAACAAAUAUAAUGGAUUGCGAAUAAAUGGUCAUUCCAAGCAUCGUUCUGGUCAUGGCUAUGAAACUGCCUCCAUAUUGAGCUCAGAUCUAGAAACGACAACAUUUUUAGAAUCGGAUGAUGAUGCAAGUAGUCGUAUUACAUCUACAACAGGUCGUCAUACUAAUAUGAGUAGUGCAGUUGACAGGGCAACUUUAGAUCGACGUAGACCUCAAAGAAGAAGAAGACACAGAUUACCUCCUAUGUCUCGAACAUCCUCAUUUAGCAGUAUCACAGAUAGCACAAUGUCUUUAAAUAUCAUAACGGUUUCAUUAAAUAUGGACACUGUCAAUUUCCUUGGAAUAAGUAUUGUUGGACAAAGUAAUAAAGGUGGAGAUGGAGGAAUUUAUGUUGGAUCUAUAAUGAAAGGGGGAGCUGUAGCUUUAGAUGGCCGAAUAGAACCUGGUGACAUGAUUCUUCAAGUUAAUGAUAUUAAUUUUGAGAACAUGUCAAAUGAUGAGGCGGUAAGGGUUCUACGUGAAGUUGUGCAAAAACCAGGACCUAUCAAAUUAGUUGUCGCAAAAUGUUGGGAUCCGAAUCCAAAAGGUUAUUUUACCAUACCAAGAACAGAACCAGUGCGUCCUAUAGAUCCGGGUGCAUGGGUGGCACAUACAGCGGCUAUACGAGGCGAAGGUUUCCCACCUCGUCCGCCAAGUGCAACAACAUUAACAUCUACAUCAAGUAGUCUUGCAAGUACUUUACCAGAUACAGAACGACCACUAGAGGAACUUCACCUUACCAUUAAUACAGACAUGCCAACAAUAGUACGUGCCAUGGCACGUCCUGAUUCGGGUCUGGAAAUUCGUGAUCGCAUGUGGCUUAAAAUUACAAUUCCAAAUGCAUUUAUCGGGGCAGAUGUUGUUGAUUGGCUUAGCACACAUGUAGAAGGAAUUAUUGAUCGUCGUGAAGCUAGAAAAUACGCAUCAUUAAUGUUAAAAGCUGGAUUCAUCAGACAUACUGUGAAUAAGAUCACAUUUUCCGAACAAUGUUAUUAUAUAUUUGGUGAUCUGUGUUCUGCAAUGAGCAGCAUGAAAUUAGAUUGUGAUACGGUUGGACCUUUGCCGCCUCCUAACGCUUGGGACAUGCCUUACUCAGGGACCUAUGCACCUCAUUCUGCGACUGGUUACAGUCCAAUGCCAUUUAAUUUUACUAAUGAACCAACUGUAUAUGGAUAUCAUAGAGAGGAAAGUGUUCAUAGUGGUUCAGGUGGUAGCAGUGCAGGUAGUGAACAUAUUUGUAAGGAACCUAUCCACGACUUGAAGUCUUGUUCUUCAGCAUCCGAAUCGGAAUUACAUAUCCCAUCUGUGCCAAGUAUGCCAAGUAAGAAUUCUGGUAAUGGGAAUGGUUCGAAUGGUAAAAGGUCAAAUGGAAGCCAUAGUCGGUCCAGUGGAUCUGAGCAAUCUGUACAGACAGGAACUGGUUCCGGAACUCAACAAAAUCAACAAGACUUAUCUGAUGAAGAAGACAUUUUGGAGUACCAGUUUCUGCAUAAGUGAAGAUCUCUGUUAUCACGUAAUACGUAUACACAAUGACAUUAAUAGACGUUAACAGGAAGUUAUGGUAUAAUUCCACGUCGUUUUAUUAAGUGGACGGAAGUAGCACACGCGAAACAUAUGUUUAUAUAUUUAAUAGGCCAAUUUUGAUAAAAUGCUGUAGAAGGUAAAAUGUCCAAGCUCAUGUAAUAAUGAUUUAUAAUGUCUAUACAUAAUAGAAUUAAGGUCAUUGGAAUCUCUGUGUGACAAAUGUGUCCUUUUUUGAAAUGUUGGUACGGUUUGUGUUAAUUCAUACGAAACAUUUGCAGUAACAGGGGUUGUAUUACUUAUGCAGUAUUCUUUGUGCAUACAUGCAUGCAUACAUGUAUAUCUAUACUCGCACGCGCGCACACGCACACACGCACACACACACACACACACACACACACACACACAUGUAUAUAUAUGUAUGUAUGUAUGUAUAUAUUACAAAUUACUGCAAACACGUGCAGGUUGACAGAGCUUAUUAAUUCUUGUAAGUACGUCAAGUACUAGCUCCUGUUUGAUAACGCUUUUCAAACAUAUUCCCAUUCUCACAUUAAUCGUUAUUAAUAAUUAUAUUUUUUCAACUUUCCAUUAUUAGAGAGCAAUCUUUGUUUCCGAAUUGUUUGAAACGUUAUAUCUCGUAAAAUCUUUAAUAUCCUUAUCUUUUUUUUUUUUGCUUUCUAUAAAAAAAGGAAAAUUUUGAAAGCAAAAUGGAAAACGGAAAAAUGAAAGAAGUUUCCAAUAUAAUAAAUACUAUGUGUAAACUCUUUACACACACGACAAUAUAAUUUGCCCCCGUCGUAAAAAAUAUCGAAAUAAAGAAAGUGUCAAAUUUAUAGAAUAUGGAGACUAUUUGGGCAUUUGUAUACGUUAUCUUUUCGAAGGUGGGAAACAUCUCGUUGCAUUAAAAUUAAUUGUGAUAUUAUACAGAAAUUUGAACAAACAGGAACGGAUAUCAGAAGUGCAAAAUAAAAAAAAAUAAAAAAAGUAAAAAUAAUAAACAAGUAGAAGCGUAGCAACGAGACAAAAGGAAAUGUGCCGGUAUAAUAAUCUAUGUAGCCAGCCUGUACACAUACACAUAUACAGACACACAAAACAUUUACCAAACUGUUGAGGUCUCAACAUAGAAUCGAUAAUAUUCAUUCCGAUUUUUAAUGGGUCAUGAACGUCAUUUUUUAAGUGCGCAUACUAAGAACUCACGGAAUAUGUAUACGCAUAUAUAAACACAUAUAGAUAUACAUAUUAUAUUUAUUUAUAAAGGAAUGUAUAUACAUUUUUUAUUGUUUUUACCGAAAAUUCUUUAUGUGUAUAACUUGCGUGGAAACAACUCGUGCGUUUUUGAACCGCUGUGAGUAUUACGUAAUAAAGUAAUUAACAUUAACGACGUGUACAGAAUGUAUUUCAUUGGUGACAUGGAAUGUCUUUUUGAUAAUUCAUUAUUAUUCGUAAAAAAUUGUAAACAUUAGUAGGGCAAAACAUUAAAAAAGGCAAAAUAUAAAAUAAUGAACGCACUGUUCAAGGCAUAAAAUUGACUUACGAUUUUCUUGCUUUUACAAUGAAAUUUGAAACAAAGCUUUUUUAUGUU